Messenger RNA from Gadus morhua (Atlantic cod), 3666 nucleotides. RefSeq names its product GATA binding protein 6 (gene gata6). The record is from RefSeq and is a predicted model, not a curated record. Bases 213 to 1751 code for a protein of 512 amino acids. Lineage: Eukaryota; Metazoa; Chordata; Actinopteri; Gadiformes; Gadidae. Gene Ontology annotation, molecular function: RNA polymerase II cis-regulatory region sequence-specific DNA binding; DNA-binding transcription factor activity, RNA polymerase II-specific; zinc ion binding. Gene Ontology annotation, cellular component: nucleus. Gene Ontology annotation, biological process: epithelial cell differentiation; negative regulation of transcription by RNA polymerase II; cell fate commitment. The transcript is spliced from 7 exons.
UCGCGGGGCUUGAUCGCCUCUCCGGCCGCCAGAAGCGCCUCCUCUCAAAAGCCUCGCUAGAGCCUCCCGACGUUUUCAUUAUCUCCUGGAGCUACGACUGCACACUAUUGCAAACUUUUUUUUAACUCGCGACCCCAUGGAGCCAUAGAACUAACAGGGGAAACUGAGCCCUCACUAUUUCUAACAUCACGGUGUAUCAGCACUGCCCCUGGAUGGAGCUGGGUGACAACAGCUGGUCCAUGGUCAAGCGAGAAGUCAGCAGCCCCGGGUCCCCGCCGGCUGAGCACAGCUACCUGCACUCUCAGGACAGCAGGGGGGAGGCGCACCCCUCCUCCGAAGACCUGCGCUCCCCCGCCGCCCCGCAGCCGCCCAGCGAGCUGGACGUGGCGCUGGGACACCGGCACCGCUCCGAGGGCCGAUCACUACACUCCUACGUCCACUUCGGACACCACCACCACCACCACCACCACGCCAACGGCCUCGCCGCCUCGGAGGACCUCCCGCUGUUCACGGACUUAGACCAGGGCAACAAGUUGGUGCUGUCGGGCGGAGGGCCUAAGACGGGCCUGCUCGUGGACCCGGCCGACAUGUAUCAGACACUCGCCAUCGCGGCGGCCCAGAGCCAAACCGGAUACGACAUCUCCUCCAACGGUUACAUGCACUCCAACCCCAACUCCCCGGUGUACGUGCCCAGCUCCCGGGUGGGUCCCAUGAUCCCCAGCCUGUCGUACCUACAGGCCGGCGGCUCGAGUCAGCCGAGCCACGCCGUGGCCGGCCACUCUGUGUGGUCGCAGUCGACCCCCGAGAGCCCGUCGUACUCCACGGGGAGCCCGCACGCGUCCAAUCGGUUCCACUACUCCCCGAGUCCGCCCAUUAACAACGGCGUGUCCCGGGACAGCGGCUACGCCAACCCGCUGAACGUGGGCAGCCGGGACCAGUACGGCCUGUCCCGCGCCCUGCCCGGAUCCUACCCCAGCCCCUACUCGCACUACGUUGCCCCGCAGCCGUCCCAGCUGUCCUCCCCGUGGCCCGGGGGGCCCUUCGAUAACCCCAUGUUGCACACGCUGCAGAACAGGGGCUCCGCGACGUCUCUAAUACGAGGACCCAACGGAGAGAGUUUCGACGACAUGGGAGAAGGCCGGGAGUGUGUGAACUGCGGCUCCAUCUCCACGCCGCUAUGGAGACGUGACGGCACCGGACACUUUCUGUGCAACGCCUGCGGCCUGUACAGCAAGAUGAACGGCCUCAGCCGACCCUUAAUCAAACCACAGAAACGGAUGUCCUCCUCCCGGAGAAUCGGGCUUUCGUGCGCAAACUGCCAGACGAGCACGACCACCCUGUGGCGGAGGAACGCGGAUGGAGAGCCGGUGUGCAACGCCUGCGGACUAUACACCAAGUUACACGGCGUGCCUCGGCCCCUCGCCAUGAAGAAAGAAGGGAUACAGACGAGGAAAAGAAAACCCAAAACCUUGAAUAAAUCAAAGGGUUCAUCCUCCAAUAACAGCACGGUGCCCAUGACCCCCACCUCCACCUCCUCCUCCAACUCCGAGGACUGCUCCAAAAACAACUCGCCGUCCACGCAGGUGUCAGGGGUGAGCUCCUCAGUGCUGUCGGGCUCCAGUGAUGUGUCCCUCUCCGGGGUGAAGUACCCGGUCCAGGAGAGCCUGUACACCAGCGUGGGUCUGUCCGGGCCCUCCGACGUGGCCUCCUCCGUGAGAGGCGAGCCCUGGUGCCCCAUGGCCCUGGCUUGAGCCCCCCCCCCCCACCGUCUCUGCUGGGGGUCCGGGCAGGGGCAGCGAUAGGGUGGGAUGUUCGAGGGCAUCAAAAGCGUCGCGUGGAAGUGGAAGUAUUUGGGAGUCUCUCCUUCCCCCCUCCCCCCCCCCCCCCCCCCUGAUAAAGCCCAUAGCCCCCCAACACCUCCCGCCGACCUCUGGGCGGAGAAGAGAAAGGCGCAGGGGAGGGGUUGGUGGUCCUUCAUGGGUGACCUUCAAUCACACACCCGCCACCACCCAACCCUAUCAGCCCCCCUCCUCCUCCUCCUCCUCCUCCUCCUCCUCCUCCUCCUCCUCCUCCACCCGGGACUCAAGAGUGGAAUAUCUGGGGAUUGUAUUCGUCCAGAAUGUUGUGGAGAGCUGCGCUACGUCACGCGUGGGGCCCCUACGACGAUGUUUUUGGACAGAAGCCACGCAGGUGAUGCUGGUUCAACCCCGGGGACGUCCCGUGGACGGUUUCUGGACCUCUCCAUGUCUGAUCUAUCGUUCUUCUCUUCUGUGACGCAGAGUCAACUCCCAGUUCCGCAUCGAAAGACCACUUUGUGACUGUUCUUAUGGAUUUCCCACUCUGGAGAAGAAACCAAAACGAAACGAUGAAAAUGACCAAAAAUUUAAUUGGAUGGGAUGACCGGUGCUCAGAGAGGCAUGACACUAACCUCGAAGGAAAUUCAGAUUUUUAUUUUGUAUUUUAUUUUUCUGCAACUGGAAUCAAACUACAAAAAACCGAGACAACUUUCCAUGAAUCAAAGUAUUUAUAAAUCUUCCAUUGUUAAAUAUGUGGCAAUGAUUGUUAAUAAAGAUAUAAUUAUAGCGUAGAAGUAAAAAAAAAAAAACAGUUUGAAUGUCUUUUUUAUUUUUAUUUUUUUGAUGAGUGGUUAUUAGAACAAUCUUUUUUUUUAUCUGCCCAUUUACCGCUAAUAGCUCUUACGUUAUCUGGCUGAAACCAGUUUUGGUCUACACAGGGUAUUGAAGACUAGGGCAAUCAAUGUCAUUUCGUCUCGUUGUGUAAUUGUUUGCUGAAAAGAUCCGCUUAUGAAAUCUAGAAACGGUUUGAUAUUCAAACAUUGUGGACUCUUGGGAAAUAUGAAGGUACUUUUUCAAAUUUAUUAGUCGUCUGUUUGUAACUGGUGAAGGUGUAGAAGAGGAGGGGAGUAAAAAAACACAAACACACACACACACACACACACACACACACACACACACACACACACACACACACACACAGACACACACACACACACACACACACACACACACACACACACACACACACACACACACACACACACACACACACCAACAAACACAAACACACAAACACACAAAAACACAAACAAAAUCAGACUAACAUUAAUGCACCUAAAUCUUCUUCAUACCUGGGCAUUUUGUUACACUUAAUACUUGUAAUAGUGGACAGUAUUACACCAUUUAAGUGAAAACAAAUGCAAAGCUAACUCAUGUUCUGUUAUUUAGACUGUGUUUAUGCAGUGGAAACAGCUUUUUACAAUCAAAGAAUCAUCAGUCCAUACUGAUAGUAAACAUCUCAUGAAUAAUCCCCCACCCCCUCAUAAAAAAGAAAAAAAAGAAAAUAACCAAAGAUUACAGGCCUGUUGAUAACCAUGGAAACUCCCAAAAGCUGUUUGAAUGGCUGGUUUAGAGCAAAGUGACUGGCGGCCGAGGUAGGCCCAUAGCAAUAUGUGUGAAGGUUAAAUGUAUUGGGGCUGUAAUGUCAUGUGUUGGCUAGUCUGAAAUGGGAGGAGUGUUGCCUUUCGAAGAGCUGUUAUGAAACCGGUGUAUAGAAAUGCAUUUUACAAUUGUGUCAUCCAUAUAGGGCCCUGCCAUUUUCCUGGACUUAUUUAUUUGUAUUAAACAUAAGGUUUAUUUUAGCUUUGAA